AUGCCUUCAUAUCACUGCUCACUCCCUCGCAUUGGCUUGUCCUCUCCCUCGCCUUGGCUUGUCCUCUCCCUCGCCUUGGCUUGUCCUCUCCCUCUUUGGCUUGUCCUCCCUGCCUUUUUUUGUCCUGUCCCUCCCCCUUGGCUUGUCCUCUCCCUCGCCUUGGCUUGUCCUCUCCCUCGCCUUGGCUUGUCCUCUCCCUCGCCUUGGCUUGUCCUCUCCCUCGCCUUGGCUUGUCCUCCCUGCCUUGAAGCAUUUUCCCCUCGCCUUGGCUUGUCCCUCCUCCCUUUGGCUUGUCCUCUUUCCGCCUUGCUUGUCCCUCCUCCCCUCGCCUUGGCUUGUCCUCUCUCCCUCGCCUUGGCUUGUCCUCUCCCUUUGGCUUGUCCUCCCUGUCUUGUCCUCUCCCCUUGGCUUGUCCUCCCCCCUUUGGCUCCUCCUGGCUUUUGGCUUGUCCCUCUCCCCGCCUUGGCUUGUCUCCCUCGCCUUGGCUUGUCCUCUCCCUCGCCUUGGCUUGUCCUCUCCCUCGCCUUGGCUUGUCCUCUCCCUCGCCUUGGCUUGUCCUCUCCCUCGCCUUGGCUUCUCCUCUGUUAUUUGCUUAGCUUGUUCUGGGUCUCUUCCUCCCCUUUCUCUAGUUCCCCUCAUUCUUUUCUUAUUUUUAUUUUUCCUUUUAACUUUCUCAUUUGUUCUCUUUCCCUCUUUUUUUCUUUACAUUUUUUCCCCACUACAGAUUUUUCCUCUCCUUUCUCUCUUAAACCUUUCAACAACAAAAGCCCAAAUCAGCCAUAA
Messenger RNA from Acanthosepion pharaonis, 783 nucleotides. The record is from the annotation of a GenBank genome assembly. Lineage: Eukaryota; Metazoa; Mollusca; Cephalopoda; Sepiida; Sepiidae.